UCUCUCUCUCUGCCUCUGACUGUGUGACUCUCUCUCCCCCUCUGUCUGCCCCGGUUGCAUGACUGUGUUACUCCAGGAGCUGUUGGCCGAGGGCCGCUGACACUUUCCGUGUGAGCAGGGGUUUGGUUGGAGGCGGGGAGGGGAGGGGGUAGGGUCUCCGGGCCAGCGGGGCAGGCGCGAUGAGCCGGCCGGACCUGCGGAGGCUUUUCUCGGCGUGUGACCUGAACCGCUCCGGGGAGAUCGAGCUGGAGGAUUUCUGCGGCGUUUGCCGGGAGCUGGGGGUGUCCAGUUGGCAGGUGUCGCCGCUCUUCAACAAGCUGGACGUGGACAAUGACGGCUCCAUCAACUUCAACGACUUCACGGCCGGGUACGAGGAGGUGUCCGAGGUCCUUCACCUCUCCUCCCUCGGCAGCGACGGCCCGCAGGCGGCGCAUAGACUCGACCACGAUGAGCUGCAGGAGAGGUUCGGGGAUGGGGUGCAGUUCCUGCGGAGCAGGGAGAAGUUGCUGCAGUUCCACCAGCUGAUCCGAGCCGGGCCAGACCACACGCUGUGCCAUCAAUACGAGGAACUGGUCCGCGGGCUGAUUAAAGACGGCAGGAUCCAAACCAUGGAAACUGACAACCUGGAGCUGGCCCUCAAGCGGACGGAGGCAACAGCUGAAGUACGUCUGUCCGAAAUGGAAGAAGACCUGCAACAGCAGACUAUUAAACUGGAGCAGAAAAUCCGAGACGAGGAGCAGCAGAGACUCGAAGCCAAAGCAGCAGAAAUGGAGAAACGUCACGAGGCGGAGCGUGCGGAUCUACAGGUGGUGAUUGACCGGAUGAAAAAGCUUAAUGAAGACCUGUGGAACUCCAAUUCUAAAGGAGAUGUCUCAGCAUUGAAGGAACAAUUGGAUGAAUUGACCCAGGAAAACGAGCACUUGCGGAGUUCCUUUCUGAAGAGCCAGACGGGCAUUUCCAUUCUCGAAGCCUCGUUGGACAAAGUCAAAAAUGAACUUUCUGAUCAUCACUUUGAGCGGAGUCGGACAAAAGAAGUUAUAAAGAAACUAGCAGAAGAGAACGACGUCUCCACAAAUCAGAUACGGAUGCUUCAAGAAGCUAAUAAGGCCCUUUACGAUAGCAACAAUGGAUUAAGAAGUACUUUGGAAAAUAAUCACAACACAAAUAAAAAGCAUUCCAUAGUUGAACCAGAGGUGAAAGAAUCAAAUGGAUUGGACACAAUGAAUUACAACAGCUUGGCCAAUGGUGAUGCUGACCCCAUGAUUUUGAAUAACGAUGUAUCCAGGCGCAGAAUCUCGGCAGUAGCAAACUGGGCCCACCGAUACCUCGAUAGCGGUGUGUCUACGAUCCAGGAUGUGGCCGAUUAUUCCUCAGAUGAAUAUGACAGUGAGCGCAGUGAUGAUUCCCUUGAAACGAUGCACUACAGUUACUCGUACGUGGCCUCCGAUGCAGAGACGCCAGAGGUGAGGACGGAGGUGGAGGGAGUAGCUGGAAGCUGGAAACCCUCGAGACCCGUCAGUCGCUGCAGUUCCACCGCAUCUUCCCGGAGACGCCUUCCUGCAUUCACACCCAAGACGACAGGCUUUGUGGGAUAUGACUUCCGAGGAGAUGGACCACUCUACAGACUUGUCCUUGCAGGAGAUGCGGGGUCGGGCAAAUCCAGCUUCCUGCUGCGUUUGUGUAUGAACGAAUUUAAAGGACACAUUCAGACCACGUUGGGAGUUGACUUCCAAAUGAAGAAGCUACUGGUUGAUGGAGAAAGUGCCACGUUACAGAUCUGGGAUACUGCCGGUCAGGAGAGGUUUCGCAGCAUUGCAAAGUCUUAUUUCCGAAAAGCUCACGGUGUGUUACUGCUGUAUGAUGUGACUUCAGAGAUCAGUUUCUUGAAUGUCCGGGAAUGGAUCGAUGAAAUUAAGAAUUCGACUGAUGGUCCGAUACCAAUCAUUUUAAUUGGAAAUAAAAUUGAUUUAAGAAACGAGAGGCCUCAAGCACAGCGAGGUGCUGUAUUGACUGCCCAUGGAGAGAAGCUAGCUAUGACAUAUAAUGCUCUGUUUUGUGAAACAAGUGCAAAGGACGGGACCAAUGUGGUAGAAGCAGUUCUGCACCUCGCCAGAGAAGCGAAAAAGAAUGCAAGCCUCAGGAAAAGUGAACCGGCGAUGCAACUACUACCAACUGAUGGGAAAAAAAUGAUGAAUAAUUGCUGUAAAAUGUAGAGCUAAGCCUUGGUGAAUUGCAGUCUUUCACUAGCCUUGGGCUAUGCUUGGGAUUUGUAAUGCAAAAAAAAAUUUUUUUUGCAAACCUUUACUCUCAUUUGAGAGCAUCUUGAUUUUAUGGCCAAUAUGUUUGGCAAAUAAUGUAUAUUUGUGGGUAGCAGGUUUAUAAAUGUACAUAUUUAAGCAGAAGCACACUUAUUUUCUAUUUUGUGAUGGCAUUGUAUGAAUAUAAAAUCUGACACUCUAAAUGUAAAAAGUAAACUAGUUUUGUAAAAUGAAGGAAUGUUUGAAAGGGCAUGAACUGUUCAAAGCAAGCUGUCUGAUUUUAAUCUGAAAUAAAACUGAUUACAAUA
Molecule: messenger RNA, 2566 nt
Organism: Leucoraja erinaceus (little skate)
Lineage: Eukaryota; Metazoa; Chordata; Chondrichthyes; Rajiformes; Rajidae
Gene: rasef2
Product: ras and EF-hand domain-containing protein
Exons: 17
Coding region: 180-2213 (677 amino acids)
Molecular function (GO): GTPase activity; GTP binding; calcium ion binding
Source: RefSeq, a predicted model, not a curated record